GUACCUAAGUACAUAUAUUUCAUAUAGCAUUGACUGACGGCAAAUACAGAAUAUCAAGUCCGAAAAAAGCAGUGCAUAAGAUACCGGGGUACAUAAAUGCAACUCAGAUGAAGGAUCAUAGCCGUAUGCCGUAUGACUCAGAUUAUACGAUUUAGUACCUAAAGUGCUACUUAUAAAGCUGAUACUUGGGAUGAUAGCGUCCAGAUAGGCUCCUGGAAAUAACAAUCAGGCUUUUUCUCAUUCUCUUUUUCAUCUCACACAACUUGAUGCCAAUUAUGUCUAGACAUGCUUGGAAGAUAGAGCUCGUACCAUGGGACCCCUCGAGUUCGGAGCAUGUACAAAGGAUGUAUGAUCAGCGUGUGGCUUGUGGAUGGAGAGCCGAUGAAGUACCCCAGUGGGUAGACGCCGCAAAGAAAGGCGAAAAGAUAUUCUAUUGGGCUGUGUUUUCGGAUACAGUCCCGGACAGGGACGCGCUGAUUAAGAAGCACAUCGAAGCCUACCCGAAGGAGUCGACUCCAUUGAGAGAGACGGCAACAGAAGUUCGGCUUGUUCCGCGGCAACCAACUAUGGCCGAAUUCAUCCCAAUUGGCCACGUUUGCGUUGCCAUCCACGAACCUGAGGACGAUGUGAAGCUGGGUCUUCCACCUACCGGAACAGUCUGGAUUCACGGGCUCUACAUCUCGCGUGCUCUGCAUGGUGGUGGGUUUGGCGCCGGGACCAUGUCUAGAACCGAAGAAAUAGCCACACAGAGCCCGAUGAACGCAAAAAUAGUGGCGCUGGACACCUUAUCAAAGGAAUCGCAGACUGAACCUGAGACACGGGAGAUUCUAUAUGGAAGUGGGCGUAUUCCUGAGCCGAGAGUUCCCAACGAAGACUGGUAUGUUCGUCUCGGGUAUGAGGUGUUUAGAAAAGGAGACGACAUCUUUGUGACAGUCACGGAGGGUGAGAGAAUGCCAAUGAGUCAGGGGAUUCAUAAAAGUUUAGAAGCUCUGGGUGGGACGCUGUCCCUUCAUGGUAGCCUAUAGCCUCAUAGUUGAUCGAUUGGAGUUUGACCGCGGGAGUUGAAAUGAUUGACACCACCAUGUCUGGUAUGUACCUCUUCUCCGUGCUCGCAUGCUAUCUACAUAGAAGAGGAGCAGUAGGUGU
This is a messenger RNA of Annulohypoxylon maeteangense, 1146 nucleotides long. RefSeq lists its product as uncharacterized. Lineage: Eukaryota; Fungi; Ascomycota; Sordariomycetes; Xylariales; Hypoxylaceae. The transcript is spliced from 7 exons. The record is from RefSeq and is a predicted model, not a curated record. The coding region runs from base 267 to 1025 and encodes 252 amino acids.